Rasamsonia emersonii CBS 393.64 is the source of this 276-nucleotide messenger RNA. RefSeq lists its product as uncharacterized. The annotation marks the transcript as partial. NCBI's taxonomy places the organism in Eukaryota, Fungi, Ascomycota, Eurotiomycetes, Eurotiales, Trichocomaceae. The record is from RefSeq and is a predicted model, not a curated record. The transcript has a single exon.
CUAUAUCUCCCUUUGUCAAGUCUUCGUUCCGCUCACCAUCAAAAUACAUGUCUUCUAGCCACUCUUGCAAUGCGGGUCCUGAGAUUUCGGCGGCAGCUUUGUCAUCCAUCGUCUUCCAUAAGUCUUGCCAUCUCUCAGGUAGAGCAUCAGUUGCCAUCUCUCGCAUUUGACCGACGAGGAUCGUGGGUGUUAUCAAGAAGCUGUCGAAGGGCGGCUGACCGACGAAAAGCUCAAAGAGCUAACAAGCCUGUCAGUAUUGUUUUAAAUAACUUUUAG